GUCAAGCACCAUGAGCACCAAGCGGCGCCGCGCCUCACCGGUGGCGGCGGGGAAGAAGCGGGGGAAGCGAGAGCCACCCGCCGAGCUCUGCGCCGCCCUGAGGGACGCGGCGCUGCGGGAGCGGGCGGCGGCGGCCUGGGGCGGCGGGGAGCCGCUCCGCCACGAGGCGGCGGCGGUGGAGCAGGCCCCGUUCCGGCACGGCGUUAUCCCCGGCUUCCUGGCGAGCCCGGCCUCGGCGGAGGCGCUGCGAGACGAGCUGUUGAGCCUCAGCUUCCACCGGCGGCGCAACGAUCUCCUCUCGCUGCGGCAGUCCGAGGAGCUGGGGGGAAGGACGGAGCCCCAUGUCGCCGCGCUGAGGCAUGCUCUGUGUGAAGAAUUCCGAGGGUGGCUUUCUGCUGUGACCCAGAUUGAGCUGGAGCCCACUAUUGACAUCUCCUGUGCCAAAUACGAAUAUACGGAUGUCUUGCUGUGCCACGACGACGAGCUGGAGGGUCGGAGAAUUGCCUUCAUCCUCUACCUGGUGCCACCCUGGGAGAGCAGCGACGGGGGAACGCUGGACCUGUACAGCUCCGACGAACACUUUCAGCCACAGCACAUCGUCAAGUCAUUAGUGCCUUCGUGGAACACACUGGUUUUCUUUGAAGUGUCUCCAGUCUCUUUCCACCAGGUGUCGGAAGUCCUGUCAGAGGAGAAGUGCCGCUUGUCGGUGAGCGGCUGGUUCCACGGCCCCCCCGUCCUCAGACCCGCACGUCACGUCGAAGCCCCCCUGCCCCGGAGCCCACACAUCCCCUACGACCAUGAAAUCUUGUAUGAGUGGAUCAAUCCGGUUUAUUUGGACAUGGACUCCCAAGCUCAAAUCCAGGAGGAAUUUGAGGAGCGAUCAGAAAUUCUCCUGAAGGAUUUUCUACAGAAAGAAAAGUACCAAGUGCUGUGUGAAGCUUUGGAGAACAAAGACAUCCAGUGGAACAGCAGGGGCCCUGCCAAUAAAAGACUCUACGAGGCGGCGGAAGAAGACAGCCUCCCCGACAUCCUGAAGAAAUUCCUGCAGUUCCUACGCUCCGAGGCUUUGUUUUUACUGCUUUCCAACUUCACCGGCCUAAAGCUCCACUUCCUGGCUCCCUCUGAGGAGGAGGAGGAGGAGGAGGAUGCUGGGGAAGGAAGAGCAGCAGACAGCCAUGGGGACAGCAGCCCCAAAGCUGAGCAGGAGGAGGCUGAUGGUGACGUCCCUGAAACACGAGGCGGCGAGAUGCAGAAUGGUGAGUCCGGCAGCAGCAGGGAGAAAGGGCAGGAGCAGAAUCCUGACUUUAAGGACAUUAAUCCUGGCAGCAGGAUUCCCAGUGACUUUUACAGAACUAGGGUUUCACCAGCACAAACCAGGCACUUGAAGCACGUCAGGCUGGGUGUCCAAAAUAAGUGACUAUUGCAAAAGAAUUGGGGAUAAAAACGACCGAUUUGAAGAUACCGUUUCGAACAGACUUAAGACUCAAGUGUGGGACUCCUGUAGGAGUUAAGGCAUGGGUGAGGGGGGUGUGUUAAUUAAUUGCCCAAUAAUCUUUUUCCAAUAAUUACACUCCUGCCUCAUCUAAAGUAGAUUCUUGUAUGAGACCAAAUCUAAAGGAAGAAAGCGAACAGAGCGGGAGUAAAGAUCACUAGAAUUGGAAAACCAAUAAUCCUUAAUCCUAGUUUUAAUCCUAAAACUAGGAUUAAACCUUUCAGAAAAUGGUGCCAGCCUAAAUAACCACUUUGUUGUCAGCAAUGAGAUAAUCAUUGUUACAAAAGAUUUAAUUGGCAUUCAUGGAAUGGUGCUGUUUACUUAAAACAGUGCCUCAGAAGGGUAGAAUUUUUGAAAAUGCUCAUCAAGCAAGUUAGCAGAUGCUGGAAUAGAAGGUAAUAAAAACCCAGAUCCUACUGAAAAGCCCACCAGAAUACUUACCUGGGACAAAAGCUUUGUUUUCCUGAUUUCCAGGACUAGUCAUUUUGCCUCUUCUACCUGCCACGUUCCUGCUGUAUGAUUUUAAAUUCACAUACGAGGAGGGCAUAGUUUGAGGCUGCAGGGACUGAAAACUGAGCUAGAGCCAUGGGAAAGGAAAAGCUUCCCCAAAUUCUGACCUACCUCCUGGGACAGCAAGUGAAGAGUGAGUUCAGAGCAACAUCCUUCUUCACUGAA
Calidris pugnax (ruff) is the source of this 2167-nucleotide messenger RNA. It is a transcript of the gene OGFOD1, whose product is annotated as 2-oxoglutarate and iron-dependent oxygenase domain containing 1. The transcript is spliced from 10 exons. The record is from RefSeq and is a predicted model, not a curated record. Gene Ontology annotation, molecular function: peptidyl-proline dioxygenase activity; L-ascorbic acid binding; iron ion binding. Bases 11 to 1417 code for a protein of 468 amino acids. Gene Ontology annotation, cellular component: cytoplasm. Gene Ontology annotation, biological process: regulation of translational termination; peptidyl-proline hydroxylation. Lineage: Eukaryota; Metazoa; Chordata; Aves; Charadriiformes; Scolopacidae.